UGACACGAUACAAUUUGCUUCUCUUACUUGUGUACACAUCUCAUCUUCAGAUCUUCAUUCCUCUUUUCUUUGUCUUUUUGUAUUCCUCUCUAUCAUUUCAUUCCACUGUCAGAUACCUGAGGUACCAGACACUCUGAAAUCUAUAUUUCAAAUACCUACGGGAUCUACCGAUAUACAUAGAUUCGUGCGGGGAAGGGACGACUGAUUAUACUGUACGCCGGAGAAAGGAAAGAAGGGAUCAUUCCACUCACUCAAUCACACACACAAUCACUCACACACAAUCCACACCAGCGUAGCGCAAGACACAAAAUCUCAUUCAACAACCUCAAUUCAACAUGGCCUCUACCAUGAAAACAGCAAACUCCCUCCUCAAGGCCCUCAACACCGGCUCCGGCCUAUCCUUUGGAGCAUGGCAGAUGUUACCAGGCACAUACCUCUCUAGAACGAUUGCUCGAUCUGGCUUUGAUUGGGUGUGUAUCGAUACAGAGCAUGGAAAUAUUGCAGAUGCCGAAAUGCAUGAAUCCGUGCACGCCGUAUCCUCCGUUGGAGUUUCACCUAUCGUUCGCAUCGCCGCCAAUGAAGGCUGGAUGGUCAAACGCGCCCUGGACGCCGGCGCUCAUGGAAUCAUCGUUCCCUUGCUUUACUCGGUCGAAGACGCCAAGAAACUGGUUCAAUCUGCGAAAUUCCCUCCUGUGGGAAAAAGAGGGUUUGGUAGUCCGUUUUCAAUGGGGGCUUUCGACGUCAAGGGAAAUUUGUCCGGUCUGGAGUAUAUGAAUAAUGCUAAUGAACAUCUCCUCACGAUUGUCCAGAUUGAGACCAAGGAGGCUUUGAACGUGGUCGAAGAAAUCGCAAGAGUCGACGGCAUCGAUGUCCUAUUUGUCGGACCCUGGGAUCUUGGUAACAAUAUCGGUCAUCCCGUCAGAGGCGAUUUCGAUCCAGAAUUGAAAGAAGCAAUUAGUCGAGUGCGAAAGGCUGCCGCUGCUGCGGGUAAGAAGUCGGGCAUUUAUUGCCCUAAUGGCGACUUUGCCAGGAGAUAUGCCGAUGAGGGUUUCCAAAUGAUCUCCGUCGUCAAUGACAUGACUGCCGUACCUGUCUUCAUGGCCGAGUCACUGUCCAAGGCAAAAGGCACUUUCGGCCAUGCUGCUGCACAGGCUGUCAAGGGUGCAGCAUACGGUGCAGCAAAUAUCAUCUCGGGACAGUCGAAGGUGUAGUAGAUAGAAGGUUCCUCUUUUUUUUAGUCGGGUACAACCUUCAACAUAGAAUCCAUUCAUUCUUGGGUGUCGUCCAUCCAUCUUCACGA
Molecule: messenger RNA, 1300 nt
Organism: Exophiala mesophila
Lineage: Eukaryota; Fungi; Ascomycota; Eurotiomycetes; Chaetothyriales; Herpotrichiellaceae
Exons: 4
Coding region: 336-1211 (291 amino acids)
Cellular component (GO): cytoplasm
Molecular function (GO): aldehyde-lyase activity
Source: RefSeq, a predicted model, not a curated record